Messenger RNA from Ceratitis capitata (Mediterranean fruit fly), 1070 nucleotides. RefSeq names its product autophagy-related protein 16-1-like. Gene Ontology annotation, cellular component: autophagosome membrane. The transcript is spliced from 4 exons. Bases 52 to 645 code for a protein of 197 amino acids. Gene Ontology annotation, molecular function: protein binding. The record is from RefSeq and is a predicted model, not a curated record. Gene Ontology annotation, biological process: autophagosome assembly. NCBI's taxonomy places the organism in Eukaryota, Metazoa, Arthropoda, Insecta, Diptera, Tephritidae.
UUUAUUUUUCCAUUCUUUCAGCACACACUCACCGGCCACAGCGGCAAAGUGAUGGCAGCCAAAUAUCUGCAAGAGCCCAUCAAAGUAGUGACGGGCAGCCACGACCGAACGCUGAAGGUAUGGGAUCUCCGUAGCAUAGCGUGCAUUGAAACGAAAUUCGCCGGCUCCAGUUGUAAUGACCUCGUGACCACCGACAGUCUAGGCUCGACCAUUAUAAGCGGGCAUUAUGACAAAAAACUACGCUUCUGGGAUAUAAGAACAGAGAAGCAAGCGGAUGAUAUAUUAAUGCCAGCGAAGAUCACGUCGAUUGACAUGACGAAGGAUGGCUAUUACCUAAUUUGUUCCAUUAGAGACGACACGAUAAAACUAAUAGAUUUACGUAAGAAUCAAAUAAUUUCCUCAUUCAGUCACGAGAACUUCAAACUCAGCUGUGAUUGGGCGCGUGCCUCAUUCAAUACGUGCGGUUCGAAGCUGGCGUGUGGUUCAGCGGAUGGUCUAGUUUAUAUUUGGAGUAUUUUGGGCGAUUUGGAAGCGACGCUGAAAGGUCACAACUCUGCGGUAAACGCGGUCAGUUGGUGUCCCAACAGCAAUGCGCUAGCGACGGUUGGUAAAGGUAAACGCUGCAUCAUCUACACCGAAUCGUAGCUGCGAGAGGCAGCAGUAAGAGCCGGAGAGGCGACUUCGAACAAUGCAGGGGUACACACCACAGCAGGGAGAGAGCUGAAAUAUCUCAGCAGUGGCACCACUGUGCUGAAAACUAAAGAAAAAAAGCAGAUACAGUUAAGCCUAGAAGAACAACAGCAACAAUAGCUCCAGCUUGUGACGAUUCUUAUGCGUAUUUGUAUGUUAAAAUCAACUAUUAGCGCUUUGUCUUUUGCAUCUGUUGCAACCGUUAACUGUAGUGUUUUAUGUCUUUCUUUAAGUCUUAUUUUAUAAGUAACUGCUGUAGGGGAGAAUUCAAAGGUUAAUAUUGUUGCGAAAGUUUAUCAACUGAAAGUUAGCCUUUGUAAAAGUAAAAGAAAAAAUUAUUAAGAUUGAAAACACAUACAUAUUAACGCUAAAAUUAUUUU